Messenger RNA from Labrus bergylta (ballan wrasse), 615 nucleotides. NCBI's taxonomy places the organism in Eukaryota, Metazoa, Chordata, Actinopteri, Labriformes, Labridae. The record is from RefSeq and is a predicted model, not a curated record.
UAAAAUAAUAAAAGUUAAUGAAAAAGAUACACCUCCUAUACCAUUUUCACAAAUAAAGAAACAAAGUAUAGAGACUAAAAACUGUUGCCACCAGAUGUUGCAACUUGGUGUAACCAUGUCCCAUAUCUUCUCUUUAUGACACUUUAUGUUGUAUGUGGUACUAAUCUAGCUUUUUGUCCGACCUUAUCCAGCUCGGCUAUGUCCAAACAGGUGGUCCAGGUCCAGCCGGAGAGCAGGGUUCAGGAUGCAGGUCAGUGGAGCACUGGCCUGUGUGAGUGCUAUAAAGAUGUGGGAGACUGCUGCUUUGCUCUGUGCUGCCUCCCAGUGUUCACCUGUAAGGUGACCCAUGAUGUGGGUGCAUGUCCCUGCCUGCCUCUGCUGGACUGUAUAGGCUGUGUUCCUCCGGCCUCUCUCGCCAUGAGGGCAUCUGUAAGAGAACGAUACGGCAUAAAGGGGAGUGUGUGGAGCGACUGCUUGUACGGAUGCUGCUGCUAUCCGCUUUCUUGGCUCCAGAUCUCCAGAGAGCUGAAGAGAAGGGCAGCAUCCCACGCCGCCUCCUCUUCCUCAGCCAGAUACACUGCUCUGACCUCCCUGCAGGGGGCGCACUUGGUCUAG